Molecule: messenger RNA, 1930 nt
Organism: Colletes gigas
Lineage: Eukaryota; Metazoa; Arthropoda; Insecta; Hymenoptera; Colletidae
Gene: Lop1
Product: rhodopsin, long-wavelength
Exons: 6
Coding region: 218-1357 (379 amino acids)
Biological process (GO): phototransduction; visual perception; G protein-coupled receptor signaling pathway
Cellular component (GO): membrane
Molecular function (GO): G protein-coupled receptor activity
Source: RefSeq, a predicted model, not a curated record
AGCCAAGAUAUCGGUGCAUAUUUAAACGGAAGCCGAACGACGUUGACACGAGCCGCAUCCAACAGUGGACCCAAACAAGAGAAGACCUUCCUACACAUCCUUCUGUUAAAUUACAACGACCCAUCUGCGUGGCCACUCCGAAAUUAACAAUCUGAGACGUGUACUUGGACUAGUUCGUUUUAACACGUUUUUCUCCAAGUAGCCUGAAGAUUUAAGAAUGACCGUCAUUUCGGGACCCAGCUACGAGGCCUACUCAUGGGGAGCCCAAGGUUCCAAGUUCGGCAAUCAGACUGUAGUGGACAAGGUUCCACCCGAAAUGCUACAUCUGAUCGACGCCCAUUGGUACCAGUACCCGCCGCUAAAUCCGUUAUGGCACGCGAUCCUCGGUUUCGUGAUCGGUGUGCUCGGUUUCGUCUCCGUUAGCGGUAACGGCAUGGUCGUCUACAUAUUCCUAUCGACGAAGAGCCUUCGUACGCCGAGCAACAUGUUCGUUAUAAAUCUUGCCAUCAGCGACUUCUGCAUGAUGCUCUGCAUGUCUCCGCCAAUGGUGAUCAAUUGCUAUUACGAGACAUGGGUACUUGGGCCGCUCUUCUGUGAAAUCUACGCGAUGACGGGCUCCUUGUUCGGAUGUGGCUCCAUCUGGACGAUGACGAUGAUUGCGUUCGACAGAUACAACGUAAUCGUGAAAGGUUUAUCUGGUAAACCGUUGACCAUUAACGGAGCUAUACUCCGUAUACUGGGUAUAUGGGUCUUCUCUUUGGUUUGGACCGUCGCGCCUGUGUUAGGCUGGAAUCGAUACGUACCAGAGGGCAACAUGACGGCGUGCGGUACCGAUUACUUUAGCAGAGACAUAGUGUCUGUCUCUUACCUCAUCUUGUACAGCAUUUGGGUAUACUUCUUCCCGUUGUUCCUCAUCUGUUACAGCUACUGGUUCAUCAUCAAGGCGGUCGCCGCCCACGAGAAGAAUAUGCGGGAACAAGCCAAGAAGAUGAACGUGGCCUCUCUGCGAUCAAGCGAAAAUCAAAACACCAGCGCCGAGUGCAAAUUGGCAAAGGUUGCUCUUAUGACGAUCUCCUUGUGGUUCAUGGCGUGGACCCCGUAUCUGGUCAUCAACUUCUCCGGCAUAUUCAAUCUCAUGAGCAUCAGUCCGCUGUUUAGUAUCUGGGGCGCUCUGUUCGCCAAAGCCAACGCUGUCUACAAUCCAAUCGUUUAUGGAAUCAGUCAUCCGAAGUACCGAGCAGCGCUUUUCCAGAAGUUCCCAUCGUUGGCGUGCGCCGCCGAACCUGCGCACACGGAUGCGACCUCUACCGUUUCCGGCACCACCACUGUCGCCGACAGCGAAAAGGCAAACGCGUAAAAUCAACGAAACACACACUUUCGAUCGAACGAUCAAAGAACGAUGAACAAUACAAACAAAAAUACGACCGACUAGGAUAAGGAGGGACGAUGCUAGGUUUAAUUACAGACACGAUUUGUAAAUAGUAAUAUCGUUUGUCGUGUUGAGAGAUCCUUUUUUUUACAUGUCACGGGAGUGCACGUUCGGCUUUGAAAUUCGGUAUCGAACGUGCUCGGUUGAGGAGAAACAUCGUCUGACAAGCGUAUCCCAUUCGAUCAUAUGUUCCCAGUGUACGGAAUUGUUCCAACAUCCGGUAUUAAAUGAGAAAUCUUUCGACCGCCUAUGAUUGAUGGAACGUGUGAUUCCCAUUCUCACCACAAUGCGAAUCAUUUUAACGUCAAGCCAUAGGUAAAGAUUUUGAUUUUGUACAUUUUAUUGCCCAGCAAUAUACAUGGUCACUUUGGUAUAGCAGGUACCAGCUCUGUGUUUACUAGAUAGGUAAACGUGUAUCAUAUUAUCGUAAGAUACGAUGAGAGUGUUGUAUCUGUACCUUAAUUUUAUAAAUGCAAAUAAACUCUGCAAGCAACAAGACAA